Messenger RNA from Trematosphaeria pertusa, 1265 nucleotides. RefSeq names its product DUF833-domain-containing protein. Gene Ontology annotation, biological process: protein secretion; Golgi organization. The record is from RefSeq and is a predicted model, not a curated record. The transcript is spliced from 2 exons. NCBI's taxonomy places the organism in Eukaryota, Fungi, Ascomycota, Dothideomycetes, Pleosporales, Trematosphaeriaceae. Gene Ontology annotation, cellular component: Golgi apparatus. Bases 144 to 1100 code for a protein of 318 amino acids.
ACAUUUCCGAAUCGUGGAAGCCUUCCAAACUGCACCCUCAGAUUCCUUCACUGUUAAGCGACCUGUCUCGAGACUGCCUACGAUUCUUUUAUUCGAAGCUCAACUCGUCGACUUGUGUACAGGGCUUCCUGUAGGUUCUCAGAAUGUGUAUCGCCAUUGUGACGACUGAGCAUCCUCAGUAUCCCCUCAUCAUACUGAACAACCGAGAUGAAUAUCUGCACCGACCCACACAAGAAGCAACAUGGUGGCCAGAACCCGACACCCAAGUCCUCGGAGGCUACGACCUGCAUCGGCCAGCCCGCGGUACCUGGCUUGGCGUGACUCGCCAAGGUCGAGUCGCAGUCCUCACCAACUACCGUGAGGAGGGUGAAGCCAUCAUCGAAGGUGCCCGAAGCCGGGGACUCAUUCCUAAUGCAUGGCUCAAGUCGGAUCCGAAGGCCAGUGAAUCAGCGGAGCAGUUCGCUAAGAGAAUGAUCCAGGAGGAUGGUGUGAAAGGUGUGGGAGGCUUUAGCCUGCUCUACGGUUUCAUGCAAGACGUCGUCAAGGGCGGAAAAGGCCUCAGAAUUAUCUCCAAUCGGACCCCCGAUAUCGACGGCGUGAUAAUCCUCGCCACAAAACCAGGGGAGACACACGCUCUCAGCAAUGCAGCCUACGGUGACCGCUCAUGGCCGAAAAUCGUGAACGGAGAGAAAUGGACCGUAGAAGCUAUCAGGACGAGCGUGGAAAAGAACGAAACCCGAGAUCAGCUUGUGGACCGGUUGAUCGACAUUCUAAGCAUCGACACUAUGCCAAAGCAGAAAGAGAACGAGGAAUGGGAUAUGUACUUGAACCAACUUCGGCAUAGCAUCUUCAUCCCAUCGAUUGGGAGGGACGAUCUUGAAGAACUGAAGAUGCCCGCUCAUGAAAUCGGCGACGUGGUCAAGCAGAGGGCUGCGCACGCGACGGACGGUGUCUAUGGGACGCAGAAGAAUAUUGUUAUUCUGGUAGAUCGGGAGGGCAAGGUCUUCUAUCUUGAACGGACGCUCUUCGAUCGGGAUGCGAAACCGAUUGAGAAGGGCAAAGGCGAUGCGACGUUCGAAUUCCAGGUCGAGGGUUGGUAACAUGAGGAUGACUGAGGAGGAUGCAACGGACAAUUGCGGAUUAGACUAGGCACAAGACCGGCCAUUUGCAGGCGUAACGGGAUCUGUAUAAUAUUUAGCAGUAUUGCUUCAAGCAUGGAUCCUGAUUGCAUACAACCACUACUGAUAGAAUGCCGAGCUAGCAAG